This is a messenger RNA of Syngnathus acus (greater pipefish), 4728 nucleotides long. RefSeq names its product mitogen-activated protein kinase kinase kinase 11. Gene Ontology annotation, biological process: protein phosphorylation; microtubule-based process; positive regulation of apoptotic process. The transcript is spliced from 11 exons. Gene Ontology annotation, cellular component: centrosome. The record is from RefSeq and is a predicted model, not a curated record. NCBI's taxonomy places the organism in Eukaryota, Metazoa, Chordata, Actinopteri, Syngnathiformes, Syngnathidae. Gene Ontology annotation, molecular function: ATP binding; protein binding; JUN kinase kinase kinase activity. The coding region runs from base 1302 to 4304 and encodes 1000 amino acids.
GACGUACGUCUUGUCACCUGACUUCCGGUCGGGAAGAGGCGAGGAAAAGUUGUGACUCCCCCACGCACCCAACCCCUCUGUCUCCAGCACGGACGUAGAAGUUGUUUCGAGGUCCGAGGACGAGGAAACGGAAUCUAAUAGCCCGCGCUCGCUGGGAAUAUCGCUCUUUUCGACACGGGAAAGUCCCUUCGUGUCCGUCGGAGUGACGCAAGGGAGCGGACUCGCCGCCGCUCGAAACUGCUCGGGAACCAACGCCGCGACGACGACGACGACGGCGAGGAGAACGAGAACCACGACCACUACUUUGGAUAGCUAAGGGCCGGCCGGCGGGACGUUGCUCGGAAAGAGUUGGCUUGCCCGUGUGUCUCUUGUGGGAUCUCUCUUGAAGUUUUGAGCGUUUUGCUUGGAGUUUACGGAAUGCGCAGUGGUGGUCAGUCAGUCCCGAACCACUGGGCCGGGCCGGCUCGACUCAAUGCUCCCUUUCCUGCUAUUCUUCUCCGCACUCCUCUGCGCUUCCUGCUUGUGCUGGCCCACUCUACUUAAUGGCUAAAAAUACUUAAAAACAGAGCUGAGGGUCCGGUGGGGAAGCCCGGAUGAGCCUUUGUCAGCUUCUCGUCGUUGGAAUGCUUCUUCAGUCGCAGCGUUUGACUUGGCUGCAAAGGCAGUUGUUCAAAUCCAGCCCGAAAGCCUUAAAGGAACUUUGCCAGCUUCUUGUCUUUCGCCGCCAAUGGCGCUUUUGGACUCUAGCGAAUGGCUAAAAAGUCUGGACAACAGAGUCCGGUCAGGAAGCCUCCCUCGCUGACCCUUAGUCAGCACCUGGACUAUUUUGGCCUGGUGAAAUUGUUUUGUGCGUGUCACGGCACGGCGUUAAACUCCAAUCCAUUUGACCCGCAAGUCAAGAAGAAAAGCUGGACAGGCGCUUUUCGUCUCUGCGAGGUUUGGAUGGCGGCGGCGAGUCGCUCGGUGCCCUCCGCGAUGCUCUCGUGACGUUUGAUUGAGCUCGAACCACCUGUUGACAAAGCGCACGGCGCAUGACUCCAGAGCAAAGUUGGCAAGGACCCGAAUUCCCACCGCUCCGACCUGCCGGUCACCCCGACCGAAGAUGCCACCCGCCUUUUUUCCCCCUCCAGUGGAAUCAGCCCCGCCGCCGUUCCUUCCUUGCGAACGUUCCACUCAUCCCCGAUGACCCAGCGGGACGGAAGGGCAAGAGAGGAGCGAGGCGCCGUCCGCUACGCCUUUGGACGUGAUUUUCAAAGCCUCGGCCGGGGUGCCGUCGGGUCAAAGCGAGCGUCGGAGGCUCCAUGGAGCCGCUGAAGAACAUAUUCAGCCGAGGCCCGCUGUCCGCCUGGAAGAACUCUGAGCAAUCGCAGAAAGGCAACUUCAGCAACCCCGUGUGGACGGCCUUGUUUGACUACGAGGCGGCCUGCAAAGACGAGCUCACCCUACGGAAGGGCGACCUGGUGGAGGUCCUCUCCUUGGACGCUGAGAUCUCCGGCGAUGAGGGUUGGUGGGCGGGCAAGGUCAACAACAAGGUGGGCAUCUUCCCCUCCAACUAUGGCUCCUUCAAGCCCGGGGCAUACGGGAAGCUCCCGGGCGGCGGCGCCACCGCCGUGGCGGCGGCGGCGGCGGCGGGUGAGCUGGGCCCCGCCGUGGCGGCGGGCGCCUCGGAACCCGCCGUGGUGAAUUUCCGCGAACUCAGCCUCCAGGAGGUGAUCGGGGUGGGCGGCUUUGGCAAGGUGUACCGCGGCACGUGGCGGGGCGCGCUGGUGGCGGUGAAGGCGGCGCGCCAGGACCCCGACGAGGACAUUAGCGUGACGGCGCAGAACGUCCGGCAGGAGGCCCGACUCUUCGCCAUGCUCACCCACCCCAACAUCAUCGCCCUCAAAGGCGUUUGUCUGCAGGAGCCCAACCUCUGCCUCAUUAUGGAGUACGCCUCGGGCGGGCCCCUGAGCCGGGCUCUGGCCGGCCGCCGCAUCCCGCCUCACGUCCUGGUGGACUGGGCCGUGCAGAUCGCCCGCGGGAUGCUCUACCUCCACAGCCAGGCCAUCGUCCCCGUCAUCCACCGGGACCUCAAGUCCAACAACAUCCUUCUGGCUCAGCCCAUCGAGAACGAACGCAUGGAGGCGCUGACGCUCAAGAUCACCGACUUUGGCCUUGCCAGGGAGUGGCACAAGACCACCAAGAUGAGCACGGCGGGCACCUACGCCUGGAUGGCCCCCGAGGUCAUCAAGUCCUCCACCUUCUCCAAGGGCAGCGACGUCUGGAGUUACGGCGUCCUGCUGUGGGAGCUGCUGACGGGAGAGGCGCCCUACAAAGGCAUCGACGGGCUGGCGGUGGCGUACGGCGUGGCCGUCAACAAGCUGACGCUGCCCAUCCCUUCCACCUGCCCCCAACCCUUCGCUCAGCUCAUGGCAGAAUGCUGGGACCAGGACCCCCACCGCAGGCCCAACUUUGGCUCCAUCCUGGCUCAGCUGACGGCGCUGGAGCAGCAGGUGAAGGAGGAGAUGCCGCAGGACUCCUUCCACUCUCUGCAAGAGGACUGGAAGCUGGAGAUCCAGGACAUGUUUGACGAGCUGCGCGCCAAGGAAAAGGAGCUGCGCUGUCGCGAGGAGGAGCUGAAGCGGGCGGCGCUGGAGCAGAAGUCCCACGAGGAGUUCCUGCGCCAGCGCGAGCAGCAGCUGGCCCAGUGGGAACAGGACGUGUUUGAGCGCGAGCUCAGCCUCCUCAUCCUGCACCUCAACCAGAACCAGAACCAGGAGAAGCCCAACGUCAAGAAGCGCAAGGGCACCUUCAAGAAGCACAAGCUCAAGAGCAAGAACGGCGAAAAGAUCAGCAUGCCCCAAGAUUUCAUCCACAAGAUCACGGUGCAGGCAUCCCCCGGCCUGGAGAAGAGACGCAACUCGCCCGAUUUGGGCUCGGCCUCCUCGCCCUCCUUCGGCCCGCGUUUCCGCGCCAUCCAGCUCAGUCCCGGCGAUAGCGGUGGCGGCAGCAGCGGAGGCAGGGCAUUUGGUCUGAGCCCGGCGUGGCCCCCGGAGGUCCCGUUGGCCCCUAAGCAGGCCAACGGAGAGCUCAAGUCCCAGAGCCCCAAAAGUCCCAAGAGCCCCAAAGUCCUGCGCCUGAGCCCUCAGGAGAGCAGUUUGUCCAUGAGAGCCAAGCUGCUGGUGUCCCAGCGCGACCACAAUGGCGAAGACGCAGACGACUUUGAGGAGUACACAGCCUCGGCGGCGGCGGCGGCACCGAGCCCGCCUCACGACGGCUCCUGGCUGAAGCCCGACACCUGGCGGCUUCAGCAAGGCGAUUCGGGCGGCGAAGAAGGAGGCUCUUCUCUCAAGAGCGGCCGCCGCGCUCUGCUGGCCAGCGGCGCUCUCCUGGCUUCUGUGGGCUUAGGUCGAUGCCUGGACGUCUCCCCGAAAGUGCCUCCUCGAACUCAGCCCCCAUCCCUGGAGGAGUGCACCGCCAAGCCGCCCCGCUUCGUGGACGACCUCAUCACUUUCGCCGCCGAGCCCGUUUCCCGGCCGCUUUUGGAUCCAGCCGAGCCCCCGGGGGAACCCGAGCCCCCGGGAGAACCCGAGCCCGGCUUCCUCGACAUCGCUUCGGACCGUGCGGGCGACAGGAGGAGGAGGAGGUCCAGUCCGGGCCUGCGAAGCUCCCAGCUCGUUCUGGACUUGCCCCUGUGCCGAGACACGCCGGACGCCGAAGAACAGCCGGCCGCCGCUGCGGCCGGCUCACUGGGCCUGGACGCUGCCCUUUGGAGCCCCAAAUCCUGCUGCCGCCUGGAGGUCAGUGUCAUCCCCCGCCCUCGCCCCUCCCCCAUCCGGCCCCGCAUCGACGCGUGGAGCUUCGUCUCGGCGGGCGCCGGCCGUAACUGGAGCCGCCCGGACGGCGUCCCGGCGGGGUUCCGCCCCUCCCCGACUAACCCCUUCGGCAACUGCGACCCCUUCCCUUCGCCCGCCUGCGAUCCCUUCGCUCUCAGGGCCGACCCGCCGGGAGCCUGGGACAAAGCGUCGCCCUUUGACCCCUUCCCGCCGGGCGCCUGGGACAAAGCGUCGCCCUUUGACCCCUUCUCGCCGCCGCCGCCUUUCCCCACCUCGCGUUCGGCGCCGUGCUCCGCCAGCGGCUCGCCCACGCUGCCGUCGUUCCGCGCGGCGCCGCUCGACCCGCCCGACUCGUCGCUCAUCGACUUGGGCUGGGCGACGUGCGGGGGGAAGACCCCAGACGCAACCAAAGAGAGAGUCCGCCCCCGAAGGACUCUGGGGCUAAAACCCUUCAAGUCGCCGACGCAACUCCGAGACGACCGCUUCUGAAGUCCACCCGGUUUGUCCGAGAGUCACGCCCCCCUGAAAGUCCAGGUCUCGUUUUGAUGUUAGCGUAUUGCGAGAUUUCCUUUUUUGUUUUUGACCCCUUUGAACUUCAGGAGGGCCUCUCAACUUUAUCUGGCGCUCUGGACCAAAAGCAUUCGGAGGCCCGCUUAGAAGAAUUAAACCCUGUUCUUUGCAGCCCAAUUAGACGGUUCUGAGUCAUGUUUUGUUUGCGGAAUAUGAAAUCUUAAACAGGCCACUUGACUGAAAAUGACAUUUGUCCCGAUUGGUCCCGGCUGAAGCUGAACUGCCAAGGGUCUUGACCCGAGACCCGGCCGGCAAAUAUCAUUUUCAGCCACUGGUGAGUGGUGAAAUGCCUCCUCCCUCCCCAUCCACAUGGAUUGAAAACGGGUCCACUUAGCUGCUUGAC